GGAGACCCACGCUCACCAGAACCAGAAACAACAAUGUCUCUCCUCUUCUCCCACAACCCAUCACUUCUCUUCGAGAACUCGGCCACCACCACCACGGCUACUUCUUCCAUGCUCCACUACUCUCCCCCUAUAUCUCUAUCUUUUUCAAUCCGCCAAAGAAGAAUCAAAUCGGCAUUCAUUCGGUUCUCCUCAAACAAUCCCCCAACAACCCCUGAAUGGAACGCCACUGACCAGACUGUCAACGACGACGAAGAAUCAGACGGGUCGCAGUUACCCACGGUCACAGACGAAUGGGGAGAGAAAUCUGAGCCGGAAAAUGAACCACCGACGAGAUUGUCAACCUCAGAUCCUCCCCAAAAUGAAGACGAGUGGGGAACCGGUGCUACACAGCAACCGGAGGAAGAAAUUGUUGUUGCCGGUAACGGCAGUCAAACUGUGGAAGUGACUGCAGCUGAGGAUAAUGGUAAAAUUGAAGAGCUGAAGAGGUGUUUGGUUGACAGUGUUUACGGGACUGGUCUCGGAUUCCGUGCGUCGACAGAGGAACGGGCGGAGAUUAUGGAGUUGGUGACUCAAUUAGAAGCGAUUAAUCCGACGCCGGCGCCUACGGAUGCUGUGGAGCUUCUUGAUGGUAACUGGAAUUUGCUGUACACUGCAUUUUCUGAGCUACUACCACUUCUGGCUGUGGGCUCAACUCCAUUGUUGAAGGUUGACAAGAUUUGUCAACAAAUCUCUACCACCACCCUUACCAUUGAUAAUUCCAUCACAUUCUCUACCCCUUUUGCUACUUUCACCUCCACUGCAUCUGCAAACUUUGAAAUCAGAAGUCCCUCAAGAAUCCAGGUAGAAUUUAAGGAAGGGAGCUUUCAGCCUCCAAAGAUAAAGUCAAAUGUAAGCCUUCCGGAAAGUGUUGACAUUUUUGGUCAAAAUAUAAAUUUGUCAGCUGUACAGCAAUCUCUGAACCCUUUGCAAGAGGCUGUGGCAAGUUUAGCGGGUGCCAUUUCAGGUCAAGCUCCUCUUAAGAUUCAAAUCCCAGGUGAAAGAACAAAAUCCUGGCUUUUAACCACAUACUUGGACAAGGAUUUAAGGAUUUCCAGAGGUGAUGGUGGACUCUUUGUUCUUGCUAAAGAAGGAAGUCCUCUUUUGGAUUAAUUAUCAGGGCGUAAUUGUUGCAGAAAUUGAAGCUUUUAUGAAUGAAUCUAAGGAGGAGGUUUUCAAAGCUUAUAAAAAAUUGAUAUAUAUAUAUUUAUUCGAUAGAGAUGAAAAUAAGUAUGGAUGUUGUUGAAAGGUGUAAUAGGUUUAUUUACUUUCAUAUGUAAAUUGUGUUGUGUAUUACUUUUUAACGGUGAAUUACUUCAAGCUCUUUUGCUAUAUGUAAACUCAUUUUGCCUUGUAUAACA
This is a messenger RNA of Lactuca sativa (garden lettuce), 1397 nucleotides long. RefSeq names its product Plastid-lipid associated protein PAP / fibrillin family protein. The record is from RefSeq and is a predicted model, not a curated record. Lineage: Eukaryota; Viridiplantae; Streptophyta; Magnoliopsida; Asterales; Asteraceae.